CUGACGUAAACUCGAGCACGGUUUAACUCUGAAUGUGUGAGUGUGCUUGUAAGAGAAAGAGAGGGAGAGAGAGAGAGAGAGAAAGAGAGAGAGAGAGCAAGAGAGAGAGAGAGAGAGCAAGAGAGAGAGAGAGAGGGAAGAGACAUACGAAGUUUAUUAACGUCAGUUUUGGGGAAAACGGUGUCACUGUCCCGUGAUCGGCUAUCUUACAGAAUACUGCGCCUUCCAGAGAGCUUAGUGAAAGUCUCUGAGCGUUGAUCACCGGCCAAGACGCUCGCAUAAUCGUUCCUGAGCGUACUUGGACCAGGAAUCUGCCAAAUUCUGGCCGUUUUAAAGUCAAUGAACCAAUAAGCCCGAGGAAAGAGAUCAUUGUGGACCAAUAAAGUGACGCUACGUCACAGAGGUGCUUAGGGCCCGCGCGGCUCUUCCUCAAAAUUAUGUCUUUCCGAUCCACGGCUAACAUGAAUGUUUUAUUCAAGGGAAUAAUCAUAGGACACGUAAAUACAAAAGAGAAGCCUGUAAGGCGACGGACCUCUUGGAAGGUCGUGCUAGCCUAGUGCCAGGAGGGGCUAAAUGAGACAACCCGCGCGAAUGUCGCUCAACCAUACGAGAGAGAAGAAAUUUCUCUGGUCCAUGAUAUCCUAAUCUCUCACCGUUCUUAUGCGGGAUGUGAGCACGCACCGCACUUCGGAUCACAGAAAGAAAAGCAAGAAGAAAAUCGACUCUCCCGAAUGGAAUGGUCAGGAAUGGCGAGCCCCCGACAACAACAAUCUCAACAGGAUCCCAUCGAACUGCAAGAGCAUGAGAGAGUUAUACGUAUAUGACAAUAUCCCGAGCAGAAUCGCCAUUUUUACGGCAUUAGUAUCCGAGGUCACCGCUAGAUGUCGCAGAAACAGUUCACCACUGCAAGGCGAGCGAUCUGCUUCGUUUGAGUAUGUGCUCCUGUUAGAUGUGAACCACGGCGCCGCGUGCCGACGCAAGCCCAUUGGACCUUCAAAAGAAUCGCACCGAGCAUACUGUUAUCGCAAGCAAACAACACGUGGUGCUUGCGAGCUCAUCGUAUAAUGAAAUGCGAAGGAAACGAAGGGCGCGCGCGUUUGAAGGCACACAUAUACAAUCAUAAGCGUAGUACGCCGAUGGUGAGUAAGUGAUCCAUAUAUAGAAACGCUACCCACGUGCACUAAUACGAACGUACACUUGUCACGAAUAUAUACGCAGCACCGGUGCCGAGCCGCACACUUUUUGUGCUUACGCUUGAGUCGAGACUUGUAGGCUGUGCUUUCUCAACAAAUUCCGUAUUCGAAGAAAAUCACGAAGAUAUUAAUCAAGAAUUGA
Vespa mandarinia (Asian giant hornet) is the source of this 1335-nucleotide messenger RNA. RefSeq lists its product as uncharacterized. The record is from RefSeq and is a predicted model, not a curated record. Lineage: Eukaryota; Metazoa; Arthropoda; Insecta; Hymenoptera; Vespidae.